Messenger RNA from Acanthoscelides obtectus, 724 nucleotides. NCBI's taxonomy places the organism in Eukaryota, Metazoa, Arthropoda, Insecta, Coleoptera, Chrysomelidae. The record is from the annotation of a GenBank genome assembly.
AAUUUAGUAAAUACAACCCCGACCGCCCACGGUCGGCACGCCGGUGGUCGAUCGAGGCCAGUCUGUGCGUACCGCUCGAAUAGUACGGAGCCUGUCGUGGUCUGUGUUUUGCUAUUUGUCUUAUCUUGUCACCAAAAUUCUAUCAUCAGAAGUGGGAUUGAAUCUGCGUCCACGCUGUAAAAGAUAAGUAAAUAAAUAAAUCAUCAUGGAAGGGCUUGGUGCUAGUACCUCAACCAAGGAUUUUCUGACGGAGCUAGUUAAGGCUCUCAAAUCAUCGCGCACAGCACCUGAACAAGUAGAUUUACCAAUUUUCAGACCAGAUUUGAGCGAUGCAAAAAAAUGGCUGGCCGAGGUAGAAAGUAUAAAAAGUGAAUUUGAAUGGUCUGACCAACAGACUAUCGUGAGGUUGGGUCGAUUUUUAACGGGAAUAUCUAAAACGUGGUUUGAAAACUGGGCACCAGAUGUAAAAAACUGGGACACUUUUGUACGUGACUUUUUGGAGGCGUUUCCACCCAAAAAAAAUUUUGGGUGAAUUACUUCUGAAAGCGGCUCAAUUCAAUAGUCACAACUGCAAUACGUACGAGGCGUACGUCUUUGAGAAAGUUACUCUGCUUCGAAACCUACGGGCACACUGGGACGAGACAGAUCUUGUUGAGAUAAUCAUCCACGGAAUUAUGGAACGUGACGUGCGUGUCACUGCCGGCAAUCAGAAUCAUAAAAAAAU